Messenger RNA from Dentiscutata heterogama, 329 nucleotides. The record is from the annotation of a GenBank genome assembly. Lineage: Eukaryota; Fungi; Glomeromycota; Glomeromycetes; Diversisporales; Gigasporaceae.
AUGGAUAAUAAGGAUAAUCAAAUGGGAGUUGACAUCCCUGAAACUGGGAGAAAAAAAAUUUUAAAAACUUCUUCAGGUUUAGGAUAUAACAUUAAUCAUAUCAUUGGAGCAGGAAUUUUUAUAACACCUAGUAAUGUAUGGAGACUAGUACAAUCUCCAGGAUCUGCCCUAAUGUUAUGGAUAGUUGGUGGACUUAUAAGUCUAUUUGGCAGUAUGAUUUAUGUCGAGUUAGGGUCUAGAUUUCCUGAAGGAUCAGGCGAACAAAAGUAUCUUGAAGAAACAUUCGAUAUAAACAGAAUUGCGCAUAUAUUCAGUUUUGUUAUGACAAU